AUGAAUGGAUACUCUAUGCCUCAGGGUCAAGGUCCUCAACGAUUCAAUGGACCUCCACACCCCCAUACACAGUACAAUAACUUUCAACAACGUCCAAUGCCUCCCUCCAUGCCGUUUGCUCCUCCUGGUCAACCUCGCUCAAGAAGAUCUUCUUUACAAAGUAACCACUCUUCAUUCAAUAUGUCAUCCAUGAACAAUUUCUUUAAAGGCUCAAAAUCAAAGUUUACAGGGGGUGGUGAUGAUGAUGAUGACGAAGAUGGGAAAGAUGUGAUGAUUGACGACACUGGUAAUACAAUGUCUUUUGAUGAUUUGACAACAAUCAAAGAUCGUGGUCGUUAUGGAGGUCAAUCAAGUUUCGAUUCUACUCCUAUAAUUCCAACAUUACAAACAAGUGCUUCAAGAUCAUUCAAUUCAAGCUCCGUGUCCAAUGUUCAGUAUCGUAAACAAAUGACUGCAUUCAAGAAACAAGCAAUGGUCAAUGCUGGUAAAAUGAAUGAUCCAAGAGCUAUGGGGCAAUCCUUAUCUAGAAGCAAGGGAUCCAAGGGCAAUGUCUUUACAAGGUAAUAAAAAUCCUUAUGGUCCAGAUCCAAGAGCUAUGUCUUUACAAGGAAGAAAUCCAUAUCAAGAAAUGAAUAAUGACCCAAGGGCAAGAUUUAUGAAUGGUCAACCUCGUCCAAAUUUGACACAACCAAGAACAAAUUCAUUGACAAAUCAACCUUAUCAACAAGGGUCGCCCAGGGCUUACUCUUUAACAACAAACCCUUAUCAACAGGUGAAUAACCCAAUGGCUAGAACUCCAAUUAAUAAUGGUGAACUACAAGCUCCAAAUCAACAUUUUAUUCAAUCUGGUGCCAAUAAUAGCCCGAAAUUUGGUUCUCAACCAAGUUUAGUUCCUAAUAGAAAUUCUGGUUCUGGGAUUCCACAAUCAUUGCAGCAAAAAAGACAAGUACCCUUACAAAAUGGAUUUCAACCUCCAAAACCACAAAAUAUGGCAAAUUCAUUUGGUGGAUACAACCCUUCAACUCCAACAAUUGAAGAAGCUCCAUCUUUACAAGAUACUGAAAGUCAAUACUCUGAACCCCCAAGUGCUACUACUACUGUUGCUUCAAGAAAACCACCACCAGUUUCAGGAGAUUUUUCUCAUCAUUACUUGGCUGAUAA
Messenger RNA from Hansenula anomala, 1161 nucleotides. It is a transcript of the gene EPO1, whose product is annotated as Epo1p. NCBI's taxonomy places the organism in Eukaryota, Fungi, Ascomycota, Saccharomycetes, Phaffomycetales, Wickerhamomycetaceae. The transcript has 2 exons. The annotation marks the transcript as partial. The record is from RefSeq and is a predicted model, not a curated record.